Molecule: messenger RNA, 1170 nt
Organism: Triplophysa dalaica
Lineage: Eukaryota; Metazoa; Chordata; Actinopteri; Cypriniformes; Nemacheilidae
Gene: tm2d2
Product: TM2 domain containing 2
Exons: 4
Coding region: 256-942 (228 amino acids)
Source: RefSeq, a predicted model, not a curated record
GCCACUUCAACAGAAUACUGAAAGCUCAACUUUUAAGCUAUGCGUGUUGAAAACAAAAUAAUAUGGUUUAUGUCCGACUAAAAUUCGUCAAAUAACUUAUAUUUUCAGAUAAAAAUCGCAAGUAAUAUGUCUAUUAUCAUUAACCGCUGUAGCUGGCAAAAUCAGCGCUGUAACAGACAUCUCGUUCAUUUGCUGGAUCGUUAGCCGUUCAAGCUAACAUUAACUGCUGUCGCGAAAUCUCAAAACAUUGCGAUUAUGCCACAAAUUUCAGUCAAUUACAUUUUAUUAUGCGGGCAAUUCGUAUUGCUUCUUGCAGUGCUGCUUUUACAAUGCUUAGAUGGGAUUCAUUCCCAAAACUCAACUGAGCCACCCAGGAACACUGUAACGACGACUAGCAAACCUGUUGUUUUCAAUGAACAACCCGAAGAAAACGUGACGGAGAGCGUUAUACCUACCGAGAAAUCAAAUCAUACGGAGCAGUAUGAAUACAACCCUCCAUCGCCAGUUAUCCUUUGUCGAUAUCUACCAGAGGAAUUCAUCAUCUGCCAAGAUCCAGUUGACCACGGAGGAAAUUCCACAGCUUUUCAGGAACUGGGCUACGGAUGUGUAAAGUUUGGGGGGCAGGCAUACAAAGACGUGAACCAUACCCAGGUGUUAUGCACUGCAUUGGAUGGGAUAGAGUGUGCUGGACCUAAAGAGUUUCUCAGAGGCAACGAACCUUGUAUCAAAUACACAGGACACUACUUCAUCACCACUCUACUGUACUCAUUUUUCUUGGGAUGUUUCGGGGUCGAUCGAUUCUGUCUCGGACACACUGGGACUGCAGUAGGAAAGCUGCUUACCCUGGGUGGACUUGGUAUCUGGUGGUUUGUGGAUCUCAUUCUCCUGAUAACAGGCGGAUUGACUCCUAGUGACAGCAGCAACUGGUGUACCUUCUACUGACCGUGGUUAAAGUGGCUGUAUGCACUUUAUCUUGUGCUCACCUACAUUAGUUUAAAACCAUUUUUUUCGUUGUAUACACUGUCUGCAUGUGGAUGUACAUUGGCCUUGUUUGCAUCAUUUGCAAAUACUGCUUUUCUUUAUUUUUUGUAAAGUCUUCAUUUGAAGAAGUGCUGUAAAUAAAUAUCAUCUUAUUAGUGUUAAACUCACAAUAAAUUAAUAUUUAAGUAA